UCGUUUCGCGUAGACUCCGCCAGCAAGUUCGCGCACCCACCGUCCUCGUCCAUAUAUCUGUCUGCUGGUUUUUGCGCUUUCAGCGCUCUAGUGGAAGCCAGCAGAGGACGGUCUUUUACUCAGACCGCGGCCGCUCACCGUCAACUCGCAUCGCGUCGCUGCGUGCGGCCUCCUGCUCUCAGCCAUGCCUGUAUCUGCUGCACAGAAAACCGCGAUCGAGGAGGUCGUCCGCGCGCUCACGAGCGCAACAAGUCGCCGCGUCAAGCGGCGACUUGCGGACAUGUUCAUGGAGUUGGUCGACAAGGAUUCAUGGCCGGAGUACUACGAGGUUAUACCUCAACCUCGUUGCAUCAACGGCGUCAAGUCCACCCUUGCCCAAAACAAAUACAAAGAUCCCCUGGACGCGUUCCAAGACAUCCAGCUCGUGUUUCUCAACGCGCUCUACUACAACGAGCCCGGAAGUCAGAUCGCGAAGGACGCGACGACGCUUAAGGGCAUUCUCGAGAGCGAAUGGAGGCAGCGCUCCGUCCUCCCUGCGCCGCCAACCUCAGCCCCGUCCUCGUCUGCACAGAAGGUGCACGCGCGGAAGGACCAGCCCGAACGUGCCGCAGCCCAGCCACCACCCGCGCCCAAGGCUCAGGCUGCAACUCCCGCCCGGAAGUCCUCGAAAGCACCUGCCGCGGCCGCACCCACGAAGGCGGUAGAGCCCACGCCACAGGGCUCUGCGCAGCCAGCCGCGACGGCACGGGCGAAGUCUCCUGAGCGUGCUGCUUCUCCCGAGAUCGACGUCGACGUCGGCGGAACACCGGAGCCUGAGGUCGUCGGGCACGACGGCGCCAGAGACGGGGAGAGCGACGAGAUCGUGCGACAGCUCGAGAAGGGUCUGCCGCGCUGGGAGGGGCUCGCGGACGCUGGUUGGACGGACGAACUGGACGCGGACCGCAUGGUGGACAUCGUCGUCACGAUCUCCAAGUAUAGGGACGAGAGCGGUAAUCGCCUCGCAGCGAGCCUAGAAGCCGUCCCGGAGGAGACGAACAUUCCAGACCUGUCGUUCACUUUUCCGCUCUCACUGCGGCUUGUGGAGAGCCGGACGCGCAUGAAGUAUUAUGAGACGUCGAAGGGGUUCGACCGGGAGAUGUCGCAGCUGUUCCUGAAGGCGCGGCGGUGGUAUGAAAGCGGGACCGAGCCGUACGGGAACGUGCUGGUGCUGCAGAGGCUGUACCACGCCCUGACAGCUCCGAAUCCGCCACAGCCGCCCUACACAUCGACAACAGGGUUUGCGGCGUUGCCGGCUGGCCCAGGCGUUGCGAAGCCGCUGCAUGACAGUGUCGAGAGCGACAAUCGUGUUACUACCUUCCGGGUCUCGGUGAAAGACAGGAAGAUCAUUGACGAGAUCCAGUACAAGGGAUGGACUAUCCGUCUUGCUGACUGGUUGCAUCUCAGCAACCCGGACGACCCUAGCAGGCCCAUUGUUGGCCAGGUCUUCAAAUGUUUCCUCUAUCAGGAAAACCAAAAGAAAGGACAACCUGGUGUGAGCGUGAGCUGGUACUACCGACCUGAACAGACAUUCCAUCCCGCCAGUCGGCAGUUUUGGGAGAAGGAGGUCUUCAAGACAAGCCACUUCGCAGACCACCCGAUCGAGGACCUCGUCGAGAAAAUCGCGUGCCAGUUCACGGCGCGACACCUGCGCGGACGCCCGCGCCCCCCAUUUUGGCACCCCGGCUGGCCGCUGUACGUGUGCGACGCGCGCUAUAACGACCGCGACCGCGUGUUCGUGAAGAUCAAGAACUGGAACUCGUGCAUCCCCGAGGAGGUGCGCAAGCGCGAGGAGUUCAUGCCCAUCUACCCGUUCGAGCGCCCCGUCGUGCCCCGCACGUACCCCAGCCCCUUCGCGGGUCAGCAGAAGAUCAAAGCGCCUGGGGGUAUCUUGGACGCGGCGGAGAAAGCGGAGGGCGAGAAGACUGAGGCGGCAGCAGGAGCGGCUGGAGCGUCAGGGGCUGCGACGCCGGCGGCCGCGACGAGGAAGCGUCCGCAGAGGAAAGCGGCGGCGAAAGCGGAGGCGGAGCGCGCGGGAUCUGCGAAGGCGGCCGCACCUCCUGCCCCACCGACAACGCAGCACGCCCAGUAUGCUCAGUAUGCCCAACUCCUGCCGCCGCAGGAGGACCGCUCGAUAUACGCCGCUGCGGGGGGCGUAUCGGCAGUGAACAACGCGACGGCCGAGGAGCUGCCUCCGGAAACUGCGCGGCAUUUCGACCGCGACCCGGAGACGAACGAGGUGCUGUGGUUCGCGGCGCCCCCCGUGGACCUCGUGCAUGUCCCGCCGCCGCGGCACAGCCUGAAGUACCUCGCGUUCCUCGCGCAGAAGCGAAAGAGGCAACAGCAGGGGGCCGGCGCUGGUGCAGAUGCCAUCGACGUGGACGAGGAGUCGCGCCCGCGGAAGAAGGUACCGCCGACGGUGACGGAGCAGUUGGAGGCGUUGAUGAAGGAGCAUGGUUUGGAUCAGGUGUCUGUUUAGUAGGAUGCGCCGUUGUAUAUUAUUGUUAUACCUGUAUACUUCCGUCCUUGUCUGUUCGCUCCCUCGCUGGUCUGGUGAUACGAAUAUCGAUAGUUAUAAU
Trametes versicolor FP-101664 SS1 is the source of this 2615-nucleotide messenger RNA. RefSeq lists its product as uncharacterized. NCBI's taxonomy places the organism in Eukaryota, Fungi, Basidiomycota, Agaricomycetes, Polyporales, Polyporaceae. Gene Ontology annotation, cellular component: RSC-type complex. Gene Ontology annotation, molecular function: protein binding; chromatin binding. The transcript has 13 exons. Bases 185 to 2515 code for a protein of 776 amino acids. Gene Ontology annotation, biological process: chromatin remodeling. The record is from RefSeq and is a predicted model, not a curated record.